This is a messenger RNA of Cajanus cajan (pigeon pea), 594 nucleotides long. NCBI's taxonomy places the organism in Eukaryota, Viridiplantae, Streptophyta, Magnoliopsida, Fabales, Fabaceae. The record is from RefSeq and is a predicted model, not a curated record.
AUGUUACCAAAGAGUUGCUAUGAUUUGAACAUUGAAUACGGGACAAUUAUGUCCGGAUUAAGAGCCAUUGGGUAUGAGUUGGACAUUGAUGAAUUUCAUGCCUACGUGCAUGGAAGAUCAUACGAGAAAUUGAAGCCAGAUCCAAUGUUAAAGAACCUUCUGCUCAUGCCUCAGCGUAAAAUAGUAUUCACUAAUUCAGAUGAAGCACAUGCACACCAAGCUCAGCAAUUGGGCUUGAAAGAUUGUUUUGACAGCAUCAUAUGCUUUAAAACGCUUAAUCCUCCUAAUUACAUGGAUUCUAUAACCAAAUACAGAGUGGAUGUUUCAAGUCCAAGACAAAUCCUUUGCAAACCCUUUGUGGAAGCCACAAAAGCUGCUAUUCAGAUUGCUCAUAUAGAUUCAAGGAAAACGUUGUUUUUUGAUGACAGUUCUAGAAACAUUGCAAGUGGGAAAGCUGCUGAACUUAACACGGUUAUUGUGGGAUGCUCAGAUUUGAUGUCAAGUGCUAAUCAUGCACUGAAUAGCAUUCAUAAUAUCAAAGAAGCAUUGCCCCAAAUAUGGUCCUUGCCUAGAUUGUUCUUUGAACAGAUAUAA